GUGAACCGUCGCGUCGGCCUCGCACAAACGAACAUGGAAUCCAAGGACAUCUUUGCGCGGCUCGCGGCAGACGCGAAGGCGUCCAACAAUGAAGGAGAUGGCAGCAGCGCCGCGGACGACUCGUACCUGGUUGUCAUUGGGCCCAAGAACAGCGGAAAGUCAUCCCUUAUCUUGUAUUUCCUCAAUCCGAACAAGGCUGAUGAGCCAAAGCCCACGGCAGCGCUCGACUACGUAUACGCUCGGCGAGCCGUGGCUGGCAGCAACAAGAAGGCCGUCGCUCACAUUUGGGAGCUGGCCACAACCAAGAAGGUGCUCGAGCUACUUAAAGUGCCUCUAUCGCCCGACAGGUUGCCCAGGUCGACACUCAUGCUCGUCCUCGACUUGUCCGUCCCGGGCGACGUCCUCCCCUCGCUCGUGUACUGGGUCACCCUCGUUCGUAAGCUCCUCACCGACUCGAACGCUGCCCCCCCAUCCGAAGCGUUUAUUCAAGCCAAGUACGGCGAGAAGCACCCCGACCGACGCGACGUGUCUCCGAUAUCGAUCCCGCUCUUGAUCGUCGGCGCCAAGUACGAGACUUUCCGCGACGAAGACAGCGUCAAGCGCAAGGGACUGAUCCAGGCCGUGCGCUACAUUGCACACGCGAUCGGCGCCACGCUGCUCUUCACAACAGUCAAGGACAAGGCCCUCGCCACGCAGUUUCGGUCGGCAUUGAACGCUGCCUUGUACAAAUCCGAAGGCGGCGGCAAAUCCACCAAAGAAGUCGACAAAGGGCUCUUCGUACCGCCAGGAAGCGAUACGUUCGAAGAGAUCGGUUUGCCGAAAGGCGCGCGCGUGGCCGACUUUGAAGAGUCCAACUUGGACAAGCGCAUGAAGUUGUGGGCGAAGGCGAUCGCGGAGCUGUACCCACCAGUGACCCCUCCCGAAGCGGCGGGGAAAGACGCCGUCGACGAUGACAAAGACGACGUCGACGACAAGUACCCCGAGCCAUCCAUCGAUGCCUUGCGCAAACAAAAGCGGGAGGAGCUUCGACGGUAUAAGGACAAGAAGACCGAGAAAAAGCCGUCGGCCAAAAAGGAAGCCAAGGAGUGAGGACGAGGCGUUGCUGCCUGUGUCAUGAACGACGCGCAUUAACAUGUUUUCCUGUGCACUGGAGAGGUGCUGCGUGAUGCUGGCCUCGCUUGGUCGUGCUGUAGUCGUUCGUGCGCUGCAUCAACUGGAGCAGUUUCCCCUUCCGUGGGAGGUUGCCGCCGUUGGGUAAAUGUUCCAUGCCCAUGAAGUACCCGCACGAAAGGAUCGAAAACGGCGGCACCGGCCGUCCCAUGGAUGGACAGCGGCAUUCAUAUACUGCACCUGGCA
Aphanomyces invadans is the source of this 1356-nucleotide messenger RNA. RefSeq lists its product as hypothetical. NCBI's taxonomy places the organism in Eukaryota, Oomycota, Saprolegniomycetes, Saprolegniales, Verrucalvaceae. The transcript is spliced from 7 exons. Gene Ontology annotation, biological process: intraciliary transport involved in cilium assembly; intraciliary retrograde transport. Bases 34 to 1089 code for a protein of 351 amino acids. The record is from RefSeq and is a predicted model, not a curated record. Gene Ontology annotation, cellular component: cytoplasmic dynein complex; axoneme; ciliary basal body. Gene Ontology annotation, molecular function: dynein heavy chain binding.